CAUUGUGAUGCACCAGCAACCAUAACCCCAAUCCAUGGCUACAGACAAUGUCUACGUUCUCUUCUUCUUAUUGGCCUUCGUAUGCAUUCAACUGAUAAAACCCAACGUCUGCGACGGAGCUCUAACCUCAGGCUGCAUCCCUGCCGAAAGAAGUGCUCUACUUGAGUUCAAACGAGGCCUGGAAGAUCCUACCAACAGGCUGUCCUCUUGGGUGAAUGAAGACUGCUGCAAAUGGGAGGGUGUGACGUGCAGCAAUCAUACUGGGCAUGUCGUCAAGCUGGACCUCCACAAUCCGCCAAACAACAUAAGGCCCUUAGGAGAAAACAAUUUAAGUGGUGAAAUUCCCUUCUCUAUAUGCAAUCUGUCGUUCUCAGUGGUUCUUGAUCUUUCAAAAAAUAUGUUAUCAGGAGAGCUCCCCAAUUGCUGGAGUAAUUCUAUCCAAAUUAGAGUUAUGGAUUUUUCAAGCAACAACAUAUCUGGAGUUAUUCCUGAGUCAAUAUGUUCCAUAGAAUCGCUUCAGUCGUUGCACUUGAGCAAUAACAGUCUAUCUGGAGAACUGCCGUUGUCCUUGAAGGAUUGUGGGAAUUUAUACCUUCUUGAUGCUGAAAAUAAUAAUUUGAAAGGUGAAAUUCCAACUUGGAUAGGUGAAAAUAUAACUCAUUUGAGGUUCCUCAAUCUGCGAUCAAAUAUGUUGUUCGGAGAUAUUCCUCCAAAUCUUUCAAGAUUGAGUUCUCUCCAAUUUCUCGACCUUGCAGAUAAUGAGCUAUCGGGAACUAUUCCAAGAAGCUUUGGAAAUUUUACUGGCAUGAAAGUAAUUGAAAAUUUUUCAAAUUGGACGACAGAUCAAAUUAGAUAUCAGGAGCAGAUGUUUAUAACAACUAAAGGAAACACUCGAUCUUAUGGUAUGUCACUUUUGAUCAUGAAUAUCUUGGACCUCUCAGACAAUAACUUAUCUGGAGGAGUACCCGAAGAACUCACGGGUCUUUUUGGCUUAUUCAGCUUAAAUUUAUCUGGAAAUCAUUUCACAGGAGAAAUCACUGAAAAUAUCAGUAAAUUACAACAGUUGGAGUCCCUUGACUUGUCAAGAAACAACUUUUCUGGCACAAUUCCUUCUAGCCUCGCUGCCUUGACAUAUUUGGCUCACUUGAACCUCUCAUAUAACAAUUUGUCAGGGGAAAUUCCACGUGGUAAUCAACUUUUAACCUUCAAUGAUCCAUCUAUCUAUAUUGGCAAUCCUGGUCUUUGUGGGCUUCCUCUGAACCAAAGUUGCAAUGUCAGUGAGACAACACGAGGUCAAAGUAAUGCAAACGAUAGAGAUAAGAAUGAGAUGAUAUGGUUCUACACGAGCAUGGCACCAGGAUUUGUUGUUGGUUUCUGGGCAGUCUGGGGUACCUUAAUACUUAACAAGAAUUGGAACCUUUACUAUUUUCGUUUUAUAGACAACAUGCUUGACAAAGUAUAUGUGUUUACCGUACUGAAAGUUUCUAGGAUCAGAAAACGUUGUUGUUCCCAGCAAGGAUGAUAAAUUUGAACAUCAAUAUCUGCUGUAUGAGAGUUCAUCUCAUUAAUAUCAUAUCAUCAGCUUGAAUAAAUUUUCUUCUUCUGAAUA
Molecule: messenger RNA, 1609 nt
Organism: Musa acuminata AAA Group (dessert banana)
Lineage: Eukaryota; Viridiplantae; Streptophyta; Magnoliopsida; Zingiberales; Musaceae
Product: receptor-like protein EIX2
Exons: 2
Coding region: 35-1522 (495 amino acids)
Molecular function (GO): protein binding
Source: RefSeq, a predicted model, not a curated record